UUUCUUUAUCUUUCUCUUCACUCUCUCUCUCUCUCUCUGCAACUCUCUCUUGCAUAUGUGUUGAUGUAAUUCUCCACUAUAUUAUCUCACAAAAAUAUAAAAACCCAUCAACCUUUUACAAAAGGAAGCAAGAAAGAUCGAGAACCAAUAUGGUAUUUCCCUCCAUACCAGCUGCUUAUCUUGAUCCAGCCAACUGGCAACAACAACCAAAUCACCAACCGGGAGCAAAUAGCGGUGCAAAUACUACUCAUCAGUUUGCUGCUCCUCCUCCUCCACCACUACCACCACCUCCACAGCCUCAUGGGAGUAGUGGUGGCGGGUCAAUCCGGCCAGGAUCGAUGGCAGAUCGAGCUCGGAUGGCUAACAUACCGAUGCCGGAAACAGCACUGAAAUGUCCACGAUGUGAAUCAACCAACACUAAAUUUUGCUACUUCAAUAACUACAGCCUCUCCCAGCCUCGCCACUUCUGCAAAACUUGUAGACGCUACUGGACAAGGGGUGGCGCCCUGAGAAGUGUUCCAGUGGGAGGCGGCUGUAGAAGGAAUAAAAGAAGCAAAGGAAGCAGCUCAAAAAGUCCAGUUAGUAAUGAUCGCCCAACUGGGUCUGGUUCCACAAGCACAAUGUCUUCUAAUAGCGGAACCAGCGAUAUUUUAGGUCUCGGACCGCAGGUUCCUCCACUGCGGUUUAUGAGUACUCCUCUUCAUCAUCUCACAACCGAAUUCACUGGUGGCCAUGAUAUUGGCAUGAAUUAUGGUUCAAUUUCUGCUCCAACUCUAGGAGCUACAAAUGACAUGAAUUUUCACAUUGGUAGUGCGUUAGCUAGUGGUGCCGAUGGUGUCGGUAGUGCGGCUUCUGGUUCUCUUUUAUCAUCUUUAGGUGGCCUAGAUCAGUGGCGCUUGCAUCAAGCUCAGCAAUUUCCAUUUUUGGGUGGGUUGGAUUCUUCUUCUUCUUCAGUAUUAUACCCAUUUGAAAGUGGUGUUGAGCUAUCUGGCUAUGGAAAUGGUGGGGCUCAGGUCCGGCCUAAGCUUAAUUCUACUUCUGGGGUUAACGUUUCGCAGUUGGCUUCGGUGAAAAUGGAGGACAACAAUGAGAUGAAUUUGUCAAGACAAUUCUUGGGGAUUCAAGGAAAUGAACAAUACUGGAAUACUGCUACUGCAUGGACAGAUUUUUCUAGUUUUAGCUCUUCUUCAACCAGCAAUGCCUUAUAGAUUUGGUCUCUUGCCGUGGGAAUUAACUAGACGGCUGGUGAAGUUUCGUUUUUUUUUUUUUUUGUUUUUCUUUUGUUUAUUACUUAUUGUAGCUUCGACUAAAGAAUAUUAUCAAGACAAAGUUACUUUUAAGUUUCAACUCCAUAGACGAUGGAUGUUUUCAAAUCCUAAUACUUCAAGAUGGAGAUCGGGGGCUUAGUUUCUUCAAUAUCAACUUUAAACCCUAGAAUUGGUAGCUCUUUUUCUUCUGUUUAUUUCCUUUUGAAGUCAGUUUUAGGUCGCAAUGUAUGUUUGUGUUUGCAAUAGUGAGUGAAUGAAAUGGAGUUUUAUGUACCACAUCUAUAUUUCAGUUGAAACUCUUUGUUUUUUCUCA
Molecule: messenger RNA, 1581 nt
Organism: Mangifera indica (mango)
Lineage: Eukaryota; Viridiplantae; Streptophyta; Magnoliopsida; Sapindales; Anacardiaceae
Product: dof zinc finger protein DOF5.1-like
Exons: 2
Coding region: 150-1208 (352 amino acids)
Biological process (GO): regulation of DNA-templated transcription
Molecular function (GO): DNA-binding transcription factor activity; DNA binding
Source: RefSeq, a predicted model, not a curated record